Messenger RNA from Staurois parvus, 529 nucleotides. The record is from the annotation of a GenBank genome assembly. NCBI's taxonomy places the organism in Eukaryota, Metazoa, Chordata, Amphibia, Anura, Ranidae.
UUCCCCCCACUGACACCAACGAUGGGCACUAUUUCCCCCCACUGACACCAAUGAUGGGGCACUAUUCCUCCCACUGACACACUAUUCCCCCCAUGACACCAACGGGGGCACUAUUCCUACCAACGACACCAACUGAUGAUGGGACACUAAUUCCUCCCACUGACACCAACGAUGGGACACUAUUUCCUCCCACUGACACCAAUGAUGGGGCACUAUUCCUCCCACUGACACCAACGAUGGGGCACUAUUCCCCCACUGACACCAAUGAUGGGGCACUAUUCCUCCCACUGACACCAACGAUGACACUAUUCCUCCCAACACCAACGAUGGGACACUAUUCCUCCCACUGACACCAAUGAUGGGGCACUAUUCCUCCCACUGAUACCAACGAUAGGACACUAUUCAUCCCACUGACUUCAGUGAUGGGGCACUAUUCCUUCCACUGACACCAAUGAUGUGGCACUAGUCCUCCCACUGCAAAAUUACAGUUAUGAAGUAGCAACGAAAAGACCACAACAUGAGGAACUGU